UCUUUAAGUAGUUUAUGUAGCCGAAGAAGAUAAUCGAUGUCGAGGAUCAAUUUAAAAUACUUAAAUCAUAGUUACGUUAGCAAUGUAAUAAUAAAUUAUGAACUUUUCAAUAUACUUUGUAGGAUCUCUAAACAUUUUAUAACAUUUGCAAUUGAAAAUACAUUUGCCUGUUUGACUGAUGGAAAUUCCUGAGACUUGUCUACGGCUUUGAUAUAUCAGCCCUUUAACUGAAACUGAAAAUCGAAUGGAAGGCAUCCACAUAUUGAAACAUAAAUAUCAAAGUACGUACUCGAUCUGUGCUUCGUGUUAUCGUUUAUAUAUGAUUGUCAGCGAGUUAGUGUUCUGUCUGUUCGCGUAUCUGUCGAAACGUGCUACCAAAUGAUCGUUCUUAAACGUUUCAGCACCGUACAGUGACUGCACGUGUAUUGACAGAGUGAUUUCCGGAGAAGCAUCAAGUGUCAUUCAAUUAUCCGCGUCAUGGUUCACGUGAAAGAUUUAAAUGACAGUUAAUUACAGUUGCAGUCUAGCGCACUGAUGUGCAAUAAACUGUGUGUGAACCAGCUGACAAGUGUUUCUUCUUAAUCGAUAGAAUUACUGAGAAAACGUGUGAAGAACAAUAACAUUAUCUACGCGAUUGAUUAAGAUCAUUGAGUUGGAUGAAUCUCAGAUCAUUAAAAGAAACAAUCUCAUAAAAUAAACGUUUACGAGCGCAAAAAAAAUUUUAUCAGAACCAGUGGCAGUUCAGUGUGGCUUAUCAGUGUAAUCUACAUGCAAUUGUCUUCGAUAUUCCGAAGUUUAUACAAACUAGUUAAAAUUCUACUGUGCACACAUUUUAAAAUUAAUUACGUAGUUAACGACGACCUAGAAAAAAUACAAUUCAAUUACGUACUACAAAAUUUACGGUCGUCGUAACCGCAGUCAAUGCAAGCCACGUGUUAGGUGUUCCCCGAUAUUGCCGGGUGUGACGUCAUCGUAAAUCCCAUUCGAUCGGCGUAAUUGUACGCGUAGAAUACCAAUUGUUAAGAAAUUUCUUCGGGAAUGACCACUGGAUUAUCUGAAGGAUAUGCGUUCGCACACUAUGACACCAUGUAAUAAAAACUAAUCUUUCCUGCUGUAUUUACCCAAGUAUCGAUUCAAUUGGUUGAAUAAUAUUAAAUGAACGAUUCAUUCAUUAUUAAUAUUUGCAAACUCAUCCUCGAAAAAAGAUUUCCUGGUAAAGCGCAUCGUUUUUUAAACGCUGAACUAUGUGUCAGCGUAUAAUUAAAAGAAGAAUAGCGAUAAUCAAGAGGAUGUGAGUCUACGUUUCUGAACUCUCCGAAGAUAAAAUAAAAAAUUGAAUAAAACGGAUAUAUUAAUUCAGGUAAGUCACUCUCAGGCGUUAGUGAUCAUGUCUACCUGACUACGAAGAAAAACCUUAAAUGAAUUAAAUCUUUUUUUCAAACUCCUGUUAAUAUCCAAAUGAAUUCAAACGAAUCGAUUUAAAUUUUGAUCACGGAUAAAUACAAAUCACGUCGAAGGCAGUUAAGAAACCCUGGAUUUUAUGAGGUUCGUGCUAACAGAAAACGAGAAUAAAAAAUCAAAUUCUGCACAUGUUCUCGCGUAACAUUAAGAAUAUCCGAAUCGAACCAGAAUUCCUUUUUCCGAAGUACUGUUAUUGCGGAGAUAGGUAUAUCCAUACGUGCGUAACGCAUUAAUUGAAACUAUUAGAAGAGACGCCACGCCGCAGGCUCGGCAAGGGUCGCGGCUCGACUGCUACUCGCCCAGUGGAAUUUCCUCGAGCGAUGAUGCUGCGAAUCAAUAAAUGAUCUACGAUUAACGUCUAUUUGCGAUAAGACUCCCACCAUCGCCGUCUGAGAUAGCAGACGUACGUACGUCCGGACAGGAAAACGUCGUCGCAUCCAUCCAGACGAACAGUGGCUGAAUUGCCGAGAAACGACCUGAAGCCUGAGGUUUUAUCAGUCAACCACGACCGCGUGCAGCAAACAGUCGCGAGUACGCGCGACGGUGGUGACUUUCAAUCUCGACCAGUGCGAAAUACGUCGUGUGCCUCUAUACUCCGUACCCUCCUUUCUAUUUGCAAGUUUUUGUGCGAUUUCUCGUACGGAAUCCUCACAACGCUGGACCAAUCAUCGAUCAUAGUGGCCGAUUCGACGGAACGGCUCCUUCAUUUCGACUCGCAUAAAGCGGGCCGAGCGGAGUUCUUCACGAAAUCGACGGGAUCGGACAAGCGCAGACCAGAAGUGGCAGGGUUAAUCGAACAUCGGGGAACAAUAAACGACAUACCAGGAAACGUCGACACGCUGGCGCAAAUUCUUCAAUACAUCGUUACUACAUCAAGGCUGACCGAAAUAGGCAGGUCCGACGUGAAAGUAUCACAGGUCGAUCCCGGACUCUGCCAAUUUCGAAGGGGACACUACAAAAUCGCCCGGUACCAUCGAACUCGGUAUGGUCGUUUCUCCGGACUCGUCGACUGAGCCGACAUUGUUGCGCGUAAAUAAUAUAAAAUUAAACGAUUCUACGGAUCGCAGUGCGCAAUUAGGAAACAUGAAGGUGAAGGAUCAAGCGUUCACCAUAGAACGAGAGAACAUGUCGAACGGGAAGGAUAAUCUCGCGUUGGAUUUCGACUGCAUAGAGAAGGGUAACGAGAAGAACCCGUCGACCGGCAUUAAAGCGGAACCAGAGGUGUUGAAAAAAGUGGCGGCGGGUCUAAAGAACCCUAACAGCGAAAAGAACAAAACGGACAUGUCACUGCCCAAUCUUGGUGGUGGAUCAAUUUCCAGUGGAAGUUCCCUAGUGACGAUCUCUUCCAUCGAAAAUUCAGAUCCCGGUCCCGACUUUCAUAAUAAUCCGGCCGGAUUCAGCGGGGACAUCAACAGAAAUGAAAAAUGGUAUCAGACCACCCUGCAAGUUGCCGUGCCCUUCUUCAUCGCCGGGAUCGGUACAAUCGGGGCGGGCCUCGUUCUUGACAAUGUCAAGGACUGGGAAGUAUUCCAGGCCGUUUCUCAGUUAUUCAUCCUGGUGCCGUCGCUAUUGGGGCUGAAAGGCAAUCUAGACAUGUGCCUCGCCUCGCGCUUGUGCACGCAAGCGAAUCUCGGAAAUAUGCACGGUUUCCGGGAGAUCGCGAAGAUGAUUAUCGGUAAUAUCGCUUUAGUCCAGAUACAGGCGAUAGUCGCGGCGAUUUUAGUGUCGAUCUUUGCGAUCGUAGUCCACGCGAUAACCGAAGGUAGCGAAUACGUAUUUAAAUGGGAUAAUUGCCUGCUGUUAGCUGCCUCCAGCGUAUGCACUGCCACGAGUUCCUGCUUCAUUCUAGAUUUUGUAAUGAUCGCGGUUAUCAUGUUCUCGUAUCGAUGCAAAAUGAACCCCGACAACCUGGCUACGCCCUUGGCUGCUUCCUUCGGUGACGUCGUAUCACUCAGCGUGUUAUCGGUGAUCGCAUCGGCAUAUUUUACAAGAAUGAAAGAAGAACCGUGGCUUCUGUAUGUGGUACUCAGCUGUUACCUUGCGAUUUUACCGUUUUGGAUUUACGUGGUUCUCAAAAAUAAAUAUACCAGAAAUGUUUUAACGUCUGGUUGGACUCCUGUUUUAUCAGCUCUAUUUAUCAGCGGAUUCGGCGGUUUGGUUUUGGGUGAGGUUGUUGAUUCGUUCAAUGGAUUCGUGAUUUUCCAGCCCAUCAUAAACGGAAUCGGAGGGAAUUUGGUAUCGGUGCAAGCGUCUCGAAUCUCGACGACGUUGCACCAGACGUCGAUCAUGGGAAUAUUACCGCCGCACUCGAAAAUGUUCAUUGCCCCGUGGAAAGCGCUCUUUAAAGGCUCGCCGUACGCGAAAACAGCCCGAAUACUCAUUUGCAUGGCUAUCUUCGGCGAGUUGAUCUUCAUUUUCGUCGCGGAUUACAUCAAAAACGAAAUGUCCACAUUAAACCCUUAUUUCGUAACCUGUUACAUACUCAUGGCCGUUCUACAGGUCAUGCUACUGCUCUACGUAGCCCAUAUCAUUAUCCACGCUAUGUGGCGGUUUAAAAUCGACCCGGACAAUUCCGCUAUUCCGUACCUGACGGCUUUGGGCGAUCUUUCGGGAACGAUACUCCUAGCAGCGGCGUUCUGGUUCCUCAUAGAGAUACACAAGGAAUACGGCAAGUAAAUCGGAACGAUCAAAGUGGCGAGAUCGAUGAUACGAUAGGAGAUCGUAUGUCGAACUUCUCAUCGAGUGCACAAAUUUAAAUGACGCAUUAAAUAGCGUCGAUCUAAUAGUGUUCGAGAGGGAGAAGCAAACAGAGAGAAAGAUAAUUAAAAGUAUGAAUAGCUCGUGAAAACGAGUACGGCGUAUUAUUACGGUAUGAUCUGAUUGAUCCGGAACGGACACGAGAACAGGAUCGUUAUCCUCCAUUAAGGGGACAUCUUAAUGGUACGUUAGCCGCGUUAAUUAGUUGUAUCAUAGAGAUUGAACACGGAGAAUUAGAAAAAAAAUGUGUCACUGUUCUUGAAGUAGGUUCGGUAAUAAUAGAAAGAACAAAGUACAAUUAUAUUGAUUCGAACGCAACUGGAUCGAGCAAAACGCUCAGUUAUGAUGCAACACGUUAUGAUCUAAUAAUAAUCGUACAAUCGCAAUUACGUAAACCAAAAAAAAGUACUGUUAAACGAUAGAUAUGUUUAGUAACAAUUCUUAUAUAUUGUGGAAGGAAUUUACUCGUUUUUUAAUUUUCUACUUGUAUCAGACGGCAUUUACAGAAUUUUAAAUAAAUUAAUGUUUUCGCGUGCAUUUUAAUUUCGCCUUAGUCUAAUACAAGGAGAAGACCUAGUCAAUAUUUUAACAACAAUUGAUAAUUAUAAUAUAGAAUGAUUGUCUUCUAGGAAAUCUAAUUUGUAUAGUAGCACAUAAAUUUUAAAAAUAGGAAUUAAAUUUGCAGAACUGUAAGCGACUUAGAAUUACUCAAAACCUUUUAUUAAUUCGAAUAUACCAUUUUAUGCCAGUAAAACAAAAAUAUAGAUUGUAAAUAUUGUAUUAAAUAGAUUGUACAUACACACAAAAUGAAAAUAAUUUAAAUGAACGCUUCUUUAUGAGACAUGUGAGUAACAUAAGGUACAAUAACAUUAUAUAUUAUAUUUUUUGGUUCCUUGAAUAGUAUUGCAGCUAAUUCAUAAUCGUGAAUAGUUUUAUAUAGAUAAACUGUGAUUUAGAACAGUAUCUUCUAAAAUAUACAAGAUUUGUAUCCAUCAAUAAAACACUUUAACUUUUAA
Messenger RNA from Ceratina calcarata, 5234 nucleotides. RefSeq names its product solute carrier family 41 member 1. Gene Ontology annotation, cellular component: plasma membrane. Gene Ontology annotation, molecular function: monoatomic cation transmembrane transporter activity. Gene Ontology annotation, biological process: monoatomic cation transport. The record is from RefSeq and is a predicted model, not a curated record. The coding region runs from base 2446 to 4137 and encodes 563 amino acids. NCBI's taxonomy places the organism in Eukaryota, Metazoa, Arthropoda, Insecta, Hymenoptera, Apidae. The transcript has 9 exons.